AUGACGUUGAACACACAGUUAAAUGAAGCCCAGUGCAAAAGAAGAAAUCUCACGUUACGAUAUCGCGUUUCUUUCUUUCUUUCAUUCUUUGUCUUUCCUCUUUCUUUUAUGCUAUUGUUUUCACAAUCAUUUUUCAGUGCUCUCUUUUCUUUCUUUCUUUCUUUCUUUCUUUCUUUCUUUCUAAAAAACUCUUCAUUCCAGCGUCCUUCCUUCCUUCCUUCCUUUCUAGAGUUUUUCAUUCCAGCCAUCUUUCUUUCUUUCUCAUACCUUCCUGUACGUCUUUCUUUCUUUCUUUCUUUCUUUCUUUCUUUCUUUCUUUCCAGAAAUUCUUUCCUUACAAACUUUUUCUUUCCAAAGUUUUUUCUUUCUAGAGUUCCUUAUUUCUUCCUUCCUUUGUUUGAUUCUUUCUUUCUUUCUUUUUUCUUUCUUUCUUACUUUCUUUCUUUCUUUCUUUCUCUCUUUCUCAUGCCUUCCUGUACGUCUUUCUUUCUUUCUUUCUUUCUCUCUUUCUCAUGCCUUCCUGUACGUCUUUCUUUCUUUCUUUCUUUCUUUCUUUCUUUCUUAUGCCUUGCUGUACGUCUUUCUUUCUUGCUUUCUUUCUUUCUUUCUUUCUUUCUUUCUUUCUUUCUUUCUUUCUUUCUUUCUUUCUUAUGCCUUCCUGUACGUCUUUCUUUAUUUCUUUCUUUCUUUCUUUCUUUCUUUCUUUAUUUAUUUAUUUAUUUAUUUAUUUCUCUUUUUUCUCUCUUUCUUCCUUUCAAGACUUAUUUCUUCCUUUCUAGAUUUCUUCUUGUCAAAUCUUCCUUUCCCAGUUUCAUUUCACUUUCUCGUUUGUCUCUGAGAUUUCGUUAUCCUUUUCUUAUCAAUUACCAUUUUCAAUCUCCCCUUAGCGCGGAAGAAUUCAAGGAAUUCUCUCUAGACUCUUCCAUCUGA
Acanthosepion pharaonis is the source of this 930-nucleotide messenger RNA. NCBI's taxonomy places the organism in Eukaryota, Metazoa, Mollusca, Cephalopoda, Sepiida, Sepiidae. The record is from the annotation of a GenBank genome assembly.